AUGUUCACCAAAAUCGGGACAACUUCGUCACGGAUCCUGCGUUCAUGGUUUUACCAAUAUCGACUCUGCCUUGCCUUGGAAGUUUGCGAGCCGUGGGAACAAACAAUUAUAUAUAUUCUCACCGGUCUACUAUUUGCACUUAUCUGUUUCGCAGCCUUUCUAUUUGUUCCAGAUCAGUUUACAGCAUUACGCAAAGCUAUCAUAAACAUAUCUGCUGCAUUCGCGAACAUUGGGGAUGAAAUCCUCCAAAAUGAU
Dicrocoelium dendriticum is the source of this 255-nucleotide messenger RNA. The record is from the annotation of a GenBank genome assembly. NCBI's taxonomy places the organism in Eukaryota, Metazoa, Platyhelminthes, Trematoda, Plagiorchiida, Dicrocoeliidae.